AUGCAAUUGGCUACAUUCUUGCUGGUCGCGCUCUUGUCGAUCUUCAACAUAUCAUUGGCAGCUCCCACCUAUCACCAUUACACCGUGAACCCUGCCAACCCUGCCCUGACCUGGCAUGUCUCCAACUUUUAUACCGGCUGCUCUCAUGGGGGCUGUGCCUACCGAUUCGAUAUUCUGGGAAUCGCCACUCCAAACACUCCCGGGUUCAACACUACGUGCAACGGCACCGACGUGGAGACAGACUACACCUUCUGCAGAGACAAACAUAUCAAAGCUAAAUUGACAGCUUUGAAGUCUCGUGCAUGGAAGGUCGAGGUCAUGCACGCUUGGUUCAAACCUGGAGCCGAAUUCUAUGCCGAGGGUUCGGCCAACGUCACAUCUUACAUGCGGAACUUUACAAUUCCUGUGACGGAUACAUACGGUGCUGCUUGA
Molecule: messenger RNA, 432 nt
Organism: Aspergillus fischeri NRRL 181
Lineage: Eukaryota; Fungi; Ascomycota; Eurotiomycetes; Eurotiales; Aspergillaceae
Exons: 1
Coding region: 1-432 (143 amino acids)
Source: RefSeq, a predicted model, not a curated record